Messenger RNA from Mycena indigotica, 2190 nucleotides. RefSeq lists its product as uncharacterized. The record is from RefSeq and is a predicted model, not a curated record. NCBI's taxonomy places the organism in Eukaryota, Fungi, Basidiomycota, Agaricomycetes, Agaricales, Mycenaceae. Bases 1 to 2190 code for a protein of 729 amino acids. The transcript has 5 exons.
AUGGUAGGCAGAGCCUUGGACCCGCGUUUCCCCUCCCCUAAAUCUUUCACAGAGAUUAUUUCUAGAACCAUUGAACUCGAUCCAUCACUCAGUCUGACAUUCCUCUCUUCUCUUGGCUCACAACUGCACCAGUCCGCGAGUCGUGUCUUGUUUUACACCGUGUCACUGCCCGACAACGCCAAUGUGCUCUCAGGCACUCCACCGCGUACCAACUUGCAUGCCCUUCUCUCAAACCCGUCCCGAUAUGCUUCGAGCGUUAGAAAAUUAUCCAUCACCACCCCCACUUUUCCAAACGACGGUCUCUGGUCAUUCAAGCCUAUCGAUACCGAAGUUCUCGUCUCUCUGCUUAAGAUGUGUCAUGCUAUUGAAGAGCUAGCUUGGGAGAGUGUGCUGCCUCCUCCAGACGGCAUAUGUGAGAGCUUAGUAUCGUUCAACUCACGACUCGCGCGAAUCUCUUUCGUUCAUCCUCCGUUUUCUCCCCGAAGUAAUAUCAAGUGGGAUGCCCCGUCGCUUCCGUUACUUGGGACAAGCAAUCUCACCUCUCUCCGUGUGUCUCGUCUUUCUCAAUCCGGUGCACGCGCGUUUGGUCAGUUAUUGGAUCAUUUGGGUGCUACUUCCUUGCUCGAGGUCCUUUCCAUUGAUUUCAUUUGGUUGGAUGAUCUCCUGUGCGACAAAAUUGUAGCCGCAGGAAGAAAACUGCGCCACCUGACUCUGUCCACUAAUGGCACCAAAUUGACCGAUCGUGGGCUAGUCACCAUAUUAGAGGAAUGCCACACAUUGGAAGAGUUCGUGAUGGACGAGGUCCAAGGCCGCCUUUCAAAAGGGUUAUGGACCAAACCUGUAUCCUUUGCGUCUGCUCUUAAAACCGUUCGCGUGAUUAUUUCCGAAUCAGGGCCUCAUCAUUCUUGGGCGCUGGAUCACCUUCAAUCUAUUCACGCUGUCCUAACAUCAGUCUCUGUACUCGACAUCGUUCGCCGCGACCCUCUACCUUCUAUGCAUUGUGACUUGCCUGUAUUUGAUGGUGCGAUCGAUGAAGUAGCCGCCCUCAAACCUGUGCCAGCCGCUUUUAUGAACCAGAUCCGGGAGAAGAGUGGACUCGAAUCCCUUCGCUGUGACUUUUGGUCUUUCACCCCCGCAGACUUGAAGCUGAUUCUCGAAUGCUUACCUAAACUUGAGCGCCUCCUUCUAUGUUUUGACGGGCCCUUCACCAAGCUAGUUUCUUUGACUUCUUAUCUGUCAAGCAUCAGAGAGCUUUCCGUGUCAUUGUUACCUCACCAUGCGCCGGGGAAAGCCCCAAUGCCAAUUGUUUCAACCGAUCCCCAAGCCUCUCUGCCGACACCUUCAGAGUCGCCCAUUUUCAAGUCAAAAUCUACGCUUCCACCAUUACUGGAUUUGGACCAAAUGCAAGCCCAAGACCCCUCAAUGCCGCUGCUACGAGAUGUCAAACGUUUUGUCCGCAAAUGCCCUCGAUUGGAAGUCUUAGAAUGGUCCGGUAAGAACGCGCGAGGAUAUUGGGUCGUUAGCCGUCUCGCAAAUGCAAGCACCAAGAGCGCGAACGUUUCUGUCGAAUAUUUCCUGCCAGUACUUGACCCGGUUGUUUGGAAUGCCGUCAAACGUGAACAGAAGAUUGAAGAUGCUUUGAGGCGAGGCUGGGGUGGUUUCACGGACAUCGAGCGACUUGGCUUUGUAUGGACAGGCCCAACGGCAGAAGCUUUCGCCGCGGAACGUCUUGCUGCAGAAAAAGAAAGGGACGAAGCGACACCUCAGAUAGAACGUGGAAAACCUCGCGACUCAACGAAACGAACGAGACUGGCGUCUAUGUCGAUCUCAACUACCUCACCUGUUACGAGCCCCACUUCGCACGCUGUCUCUCCCGGCCAUCAGCAAGCACCAUUGACCCCUCCACUGUCUGAUCACGACUGUUCCAGUGAAGAAGCUAGUCCAGUUGCGACAACACGAGCGCUGUCUGAGCCCAACGGUAGAGCUCGAACCCAGAUUAGUAGGUCGCAACGGGACUCUACGGUCAAAGCUAGAGAGACAAUAAGAGGAGGGAAAGCACCGCGAGGGAGAGGUGCUUCUACUUCGACUCGUGGCAGCAGCUCUUCCAAAAAGGCCUCCGGUGUGAAGACAAGCUCAGGUAGAGGUGGUAGAGGUGGUCGUGGGGGAGGAAGCAGACGGCAAACAACUUGA